AUGGUGUGGUUCCAGAAUCGCCGGGCGAAGUGGAAGAAACGAAAGAAGAGCACCAACGUAUUCCGAUCCCCUGGCUCCCUGCUGCCCUCUCACGGUCUACCACCGUUCGGUGCGGGCGACGUCUGCAGCCCCGGUGUAUUCGCAGACCGGCCCUGGUCUAUGCCUUCUGGUCUGGGUCAACUCUCGCAGGGAGGCGUAUCUAUGGGCGGGUUCAGUGCUGGUGGACUGCCGCAACUGGCGGCGGAUUUGAACCCUGCGCUGCCCAUUAGUUCCAUGGCCUCCCAGCAGUACCAGUCGCACUAUCCGCUCAACUCUUUAGGCGAAUCCAUGAUGUCUUACUGCGGCGGGUCCGGCGCGCUGGACGGCUCGCCCGCCUCGCCACACGCACACUGUAAUACCGCCUCGCCCACUGCACCCGGUGUGGGCGGGGGUGGAGGUGGGGGCGGGGGAGGAGAGGGGUGUGAAGAGGAGGCGUGGCGCGGACACAGCAUCGCAGCGCUGCGCCGUCGCGCGUCAGAGCUGUCGGCCGCCAUCCCGCCAUACCUGCAGCUGAACUACGACCACGCGCACAGCCCCGUCUACUGA
Molecule: messenger RNA, 585 nt
Organism: Parnassius apollo (apollo)
Lineage: Eukaryota; Metazoa; Arthropoda; Insecta; Lepidoptera; Papilionidae
Source: the annotation of a GenBank genome assembly